Messenger RNA from Priapulus caudatus, 1152 nucleotides. RefSeq names its product monocarboxylate transporter 12-B-like. Gene Ontology annotation, molecular function: monocarboxylic acid transmembrane transporter activity. Gene Ontology annotation, biological process: transmembrane transport; monocarboxylic acid transport. The transcript is spliced from 5 exons. Lineage: Eukaryota; Metazoa; Priapulida; Priapulimorpha; Priapulimorphida; Priapulidae. The coding region runs from base 1 to 747 and encodes 248 amino acids. The record is from RefSeq and is a predicted model, not a curated record.
AUGGAGGAGGGCGACAACUGUACAAAAUACAUCGCACCCGAGAUCAUACAAUGUGGUUUUCUCAUGGACCGCUACACUGGCGACCUGAGACCCGUCUUUAUCUUUUCUGGAAUCUCAUGUCCCACGUUCGCCCUGCUGGCUGAUGACCACAGCUACCGGGUGAUAGUGAUGACAGGAGGGAUGCUGGCUGCAGGCGGAAUGUGUCUCAGCUACGGAGCAGAAAACAUAUAUGUACUGAUCGGGGCAUACGGUCUACUGACAGGGUUUGGCAUGUCAAUGAUCUACACACCCUCACAGGUAAUCGGCGCACUUUACUUCGACAAGAAACGCUCCCUGGCAACGGGUCUCAUACAGACAGCAUCAGCAGUUGGAUCGCUGAGCGGUCCUCUAUUGUGUGUCGCGCUCAUAGAAAAUUACACCUGGCAUGGAACGAUGUUCAUUCUAGGUGGCAUGUAUCUACAAACUGUAGCAGCUGCUGCCAUGUUUCGGGGAAUACCUAGAGCCGCCAAAGAAGAACUAAAGAAGCGUAGAAAAGACAGAAACACCCGUCUCGGUUUUCUCAUGGACCGCUACGAUGGCGACAUAAGACCCGUUUUUAUCCUUUCUGGAAUCUCAUGUAUCGUGAGUGGAGUCUUGCAGGGUGGCGCCCUCUGCAUUAACUACAGACAGAAGCACGCGAGUGAGGAACGACCGCAGUCAGGACGGAGAGAAACACUGGACACAAUAUUAGAGGAAACACGAUGUUAAUUAAGUUAAUUAAAGUGUUAAUUAGCGAACACUGCAAACUCAACUAUGUUACGUAGGCCUAUAGAUGCACAGAGUGAAGAAUUACUCUGUUACAUUCUGAAUGUAAUUUAAUAUAAUUUGUUAAUUCUGCAAACGCUUUAUUAUGCGCAGUGUGUGACUAUCUGUUACUAUAUGUGUAAUUGUGAUUAAUAUCAAUAUAGUGCGAACAAAAAGUGAUGGGUUUUAGCUAAUAAUAUUUUUAGAAAAGAGGCGCAUUUCAAAAUGGUGGUGUUGCAUAUUUUUAGUUAUGCUAUAUUUUUUGGUAAGAGACAAGAAAAGCAGUAGUCAUAGUACUAGUAGCCAAUUUAUCAAUUAUAACCUAUAAUACAAUUAUUAAUAUUUAAUAAUAUUGAUAACUGGAAAUGA